UGAAGCGCCAGCGCCUCGGAGUCCCGCUGAACUUCGUUUCGGAGUCUGAACCAUGGAGAACAGAAGAUCUCACUGGGAGUGGUGCAAACAUUGUGCAAUACGCGAAUAGGACAUGUUAUUUGUGUGAAGUUAUAAUGCAGCUGCGCACGGUCCCUGCUGCUGCUGACCUCAGUGAAGUGUUGAAGAGAAAGUCGCACAGACAGUGAUAACGGAGACCGGACACACACAGGACAGACCCGCAGAAUAAGAGUGGGACUGCGAUACUGGAGGAGAGAUGGGGAACGCAGGGAGCUUGAACCAACACACGGACCCCAGAGGACACCACAUGCCCCUCAAACUGCCCAUGCCCGAGCCGGCCGAGCUGGAGGACAGAUUUGCGCUCGUCCUGAACUCAAUGAACCUGCCUCCAGACAAAGCAAGAUUACUACGACAGUACGACAACGAGAAGAAAUGGGAACUCAUUUGUGACCAGGAACGAUUCCAGGUGAAGAAUCCUCCUCACACAUACAUCCACAAGCUGCAGGGUUAUCUUGACCCAGCCGUGACCAGGAAGAAGUUCAGGAGGAGAGUGCAGGAGUCGACGCAGGUCCUGCGGGAGCUGGAAAUCUCAUUACGGACCAAUCACAUAGGGUGGGUGCGGGAGUUUCUGAAUGAAGAGAAUAAGGGUUUGGAUGUGUUGGUGGAGUAUCUGUCAUUUGCACAGUAUGCUGUCACGUAUGACGGUGACAGUUCUGAGAGCAGCACAGAAAACUCUGUGGAUAAAUCCAAACCCUGGAAUCGAUCGAUUGAAGAUCUCCACGGAGGAAACCACCUCUCAUCAGCUGUCACAGGCAGCAGCAUCUCCAGAGCCAGCAGACAUUCAACCAUAAGGUCUAACACGUUACCCAGCCGGAGGACACUGAAGAAUUCCAGAUUAGUGUGUAAGAAAGACGACCUUCAUGUGUGUAUCAUGUGCCUACGAGCCAUCAUGAACUACCAGUAUGGCUUCAACAUGGUCAUGUCUCACCCUCAUGCUGUGAAUGAAAUUGCACUAAGUCUGAACAAUAAGAAUCCCAGAACUAAAGCUCUGGUUCUGGAGCUGCUGGCUGCUGUGUGUCUGGUUCGAGGAGGUCACGAGAUCAUUCUCUCCGCCUUUGAUCAUUUUAAAGAGGUGUGUUUAGAAGAUCAGCGGUUUGAGAAACUCAUGGAGCAUUUCAAGAAUGAAGAUAACAACUUUGACUUCAUGGUUGCAUGCAUGCAGUUCAUAAACAUUGUGGUUCAUUCUGUGGAAGACAUGAAUUUCAGAGUGCACUUACAGUACGACUUCACCAAGCUGGGUCUGGACGAGUAUCUGGACAAACUGAAGCACACCGAGAGCGAUAAGCUGCAUGUGCAGAUUCAGGCGUACCUGGAUAACGUGUUUGAUGUGGGGGCUCUGUUAGAGGACGCAGAGACCAAGAACGCAGCGCUGGAGAGAGUGGAGGAGCUGGAGGAGAACAUGUCUCAUCUGACGGAGAAGUUGCAGGACACAGAGAACGAGGCGAUGGCAAAAAUCGUUGAGCUGGAGAAACAACUGAUGCAAAAAAAUAAAGAGCUGGACUCUGUCCGGGAGGUGUAUAAAGACGCCAGCUCUCAGGUGCACACCCUGCGGAGGAUGGUGAAGGAGAAGGACGAGGCCAUUCAGAAACAGAGCAACCUGGAGAAGAAGAUCCACGAGCUGGAGAAACAGGGAACCAUCAAGAUCCAGAAGAAAGCGGACGGGGACAUUGCCAUCCUGACGCCCCCUCCACAGGGGAACGGGCAUCUGCCAGGGUCACAGGGCGUAGCUGGGGGGUCCAGUGAGGGGGCGGCACAGGGCCUGACCGUGCCUGAUCCUCCACCGCCCCCUCCACCUCCUCCAAUGCCAGAGACACUCCCAAACGGUCCAUCCGCUCCUCCUCCUCCUCCUCCUCUCCCCGCUGUGGAUAUAUCUGCCCCUAUGCCCCCUCCGCCGCCCCCCAUGGCUCCUCCACUUCCAGGCUGUGGAUCUCCCACCGUCAUCAUGAACUCAGGACUGGCAGAGGGACCCAUCAAACUGUGCUCUGUGAAGAUCAAGAAACCCAUCAAGACUAAGUUUCGUAUGCCGGUGUUUAACUGGGUGGCGCUGAAGCCCAAUCAGAUCAACGGCACUGUGUUCAACGAGAUCGAUGACGAACGAAUCCUGGAGGAUCUGAAUGUGGAUGAGUUUGAGGAGAUGUUUAAGACGAAAGCACAGGGGCCUGCCAUAGACAUCACCUCCAGCAAACAGAAGACCUCUCAGAAAGGACCAUGUAAAGUCUCGCUGCUGGACUCCAACCGAGCCAAAAACCUGGCCAUCACGCUCAGAAAAGUGGGCAAGACAUCAGAGGAGAUCUGCAGAGCCAUUCAGAUGUUUGACCUGCGGACGCUCCCGGUGGAUUUCGUGGAGUGUUUGAUGAGGUUCGUUCCGACGGAAGCGGAGCUGAAAGUUCUCCGUCAGUACGAGAAGGAGCGCAAACCUCUGGAGAACCUGACGGAUGAGGACCGCUUCAUGAUCCACUUCAGCAAGAUCGAGCGUCUCAUGCAGAAGAUGACCAUCAUGGCGUUCGUGGGCAACUUCACAGAAAGUGUUCAGAUGCUCACUCCCCAACUUCACGCCGUUAUUGCAGCGUCUGUCUCCAUCAAGUCCUCACAAAAGCUCAAGAAGAUCCUGGAAAUCAUCUUGGCUCUGGGAAACUACAUGAACAGCAGUAAACGAGGAGCGGUGUACGGCUUCAAACUGCAGAGCUUAGACCUGUUAUUAGACACUAAAUCAACAGACCGCAAGAUGACUCUCCUGCACUAUAUCGCAAAUGUAGUGAAGGAUAAAUACCAGCAGGUGUCGCUCUUCUAUAAUGAGCUGAACUAUGUGGAGAAAGCUGCAGCAGUGUCUCUGGAGAAUGUGUUAUUAGACGUGAAGGAGCUUCAGAGAGGGAUGGAUCUGAUGAGGAGAGAGUACAGCAUGCACGGCCACAACACACUGCUCAGAGAUUUCAUCCAGCAAAAUGAGAAUAAACUCAAAAAACUCCAGGAUGACGCCAAGAUCGCUCAGGAUGCCUUCGAUGAAGUGGUGAAAUUCUUUGGAGAAAACGCCAAAACAACACCGCCGUCCGUGUUUUUCCCAGUGUUUGUGCGCUUUGUGAAAGCAUACAGGCAAGCAGAGGAGGAUAAUGAACAGAGGAAGAGACAGGAGCAGAUGAUGAUGGAGAAGCUGAUUGAGCAAGAAGCUAUGAUGGCGCUAGAGGAUCAGAAGUCUCCCUCUCACAAGAGUAAGCGUCAGCAGCAGGAGCUGAUUGCGGAGCUGAGGAAGAAGCAGGUGAAGGACAGCAGACAUGUGUAUGAGGGUAAAGACGGAGCCAUUGAGGACAUCAUCACAGUGCUGAAGACUGCCCCCUUUACUGCGCGCACGGCCAAACGCAGCUCGCGUUACUUCAACGAGGAGCUCCACUUCUAAAGCUUAGACUCUCUCUCUCUUAAAGAUCUGAGAAACCAGCCUUACAGGCGUGCUGACGCUGUCAGAAGGAGCAUUCGAAGACGUUUUGAUGAUCAGAAUUUGCGACCAAUGAACAAUGCAGAGAUGGUCAUGUGACAAGGGCAGAGUGGAUGUGAUUGGAUGGGCUGAAGGAGUGGAGGAGGAGCUAAUGAAGGACUGAUGAAGAUAACAGCCGGUCUGAAAACCAAGUGCCUACAUUUAACAUCUGUCCCAUCAGGUGUUGAAUCAUACAUGUUUUAGUCAUUGUCUUCUGUCUGUGAAUUUUUAUAUGACAAAUGAUGUCUUGAUCUGUCAUUUAUCUUAUUCCGCUUCAGUUGUAUGGUGAGAUCAGUGUUUUCUUGAGAAGGUGUCUGAAUGUAAAACAGUUUAAGUAUCAUGAACUUGUACGAUUGUUUCUUACAUUCCAGUGCUUUUGCCAUGAAUCAAAACCUACCAGGUUUCCCAAAUCUACUGGUCUGUCUUAAGAAAGAAAUCCUGUAGUGUCUGUCAGAGCCUGUUUAAUUGUGCCGUUCUUGUGUAACAAACGAAACAAAAAACAAAGAUAGAGCCAAACAGAAUGAAAUACAGGUUAAGAAUCAUUUGAAAUGUUUAAAAAAUUGUGUAAGAGUUAGUAAAAAUGUGUUGAUGGCUUGACAUGCUGUAGGGUGCAACUCAGUGGACACAAUAAUGACAUUCCUGAUUUGAAGGUAUUUAAAUGUGUUGUUCCCAAGACCCACACCUGUGUCUUGGCCACUUGAGAGCAUGUGUAAACAACAGGAAGUACACAAGACUAUCCCAGGUCUGAAAAUGCCAAAGCUACAAUUAAAUUGUUGUCUGAACAGUCAUUUACAAGUUUGUGCUUCAAAUGCAAAGUAUUGAAAAUCCAAAUGUGUAAAUAAAGCUCUGUAAAAACUUUGAAUUCAGGAAAUCUCACCACCAGUUCGUAUGAAUUUGUGUAUCAACUUUUACACGAUUUGUUUACACCCCAGUGGCAGAAUGAAUUCAUACAAAUUGGGGAACUUGUAAAAUACAUACGAUUUAACAAAAGUCGUACGAGUUUAAACAAGGUUAUACAAAUAUCCCACUUCUUAAAAUAUGUAAAAAUUGGCAUGAGAUCGGGUUGGAAAUGGCUUUGAAGUGGUCACAAAGAUCACAAGUGUGGGUACUGGAACGAGACCCCCCUUUAAAAAUCAUUAUAAACGAACACACUAGUCAGUCGUCUGUUGGACUAAUUGACAUCCUGGUCCAACCCUAAUCAGGUGGUGUUGAUCACAGUCAUGGUGGAGUUACUGCAGGGGGCUGUGAAUGGACAGCAUUAGAUGGAGUUCGGUCAAGUAGGGAAGAAGUGUUAUAUGUAAAAUGAUGUACAUGGGUCAAAGGCAAAUGUGAAAUCUAAACCAGAGGCAGCAGAACUCCAGUACCUUGUGUUUCUGAAAGACAGCUUACACGUCUUAAUUAAAAUGGUGCACAAGCAAGACUGCAUUAGGCUUUGGUCUUCAAACUGUGGGUUGGUUAGGAUUACCUAAACCAAAGAGCAGAAAAAGUCUGCAGCCUUUACAAAUGAUGGAGUCAGAAGAGUCAUUUCCAAAAGUUCAUUGACAUGUUCAACACAGGUGAAGCUCUGUGCUCUGCCAAAAUCUCGUUUACAUGAAAGCACUUCAAAUGAAAGUUUAUGGGGCAAGGCAUUGCACAGGAACAAAUGCACAAGUAGUUUUUAAAUUAAAACCUCAAGACUUCAUCCAUGUUGACUUGACUACUGUGAUGGAGAAGUAUUUGAUUGUUCUGUUUUAAAACCAUCGUUGUCUUAACCAGCAAUAUAACACUCCUGUCAAGAUCAUGUAACUGGAUAACUUUGUCAGAACAGAAGUUACCAGAGUUAACAUAACUAGAAGUCCACAGUAGUCUGCUAAAAUUACAAAACAUGUCAGCUCAAAAAGUGCUUUAACUAAACACUUCCAUUGGAAGUGCACUGAGGUAAAUGGAAUAUUGUUUUAUACACAGAUGAUUAAAUAUGGAGUCUAUGGUGAUUGACAGAUGUUAGUCGGUGACGUUGGCUCUUGUUCUUCACUACACGAGAUCAGGCUCUAGGUCAUGUACGUUCUAGGUCAUGGGAAAUAAGGCCCGUUAUAUAAACUGAAGUUUGUGUGGUUCUAAUAAUGACCUGCACAAAUGAAAAUUCACAUUUCUUGAGAUCUAUUCUAUUUAAAAACAAAAAUAUUAAAUCACACACACACAAAAAGCGUUUACUAAAUGUACAGAUAUUUUGAUAACAUUUUUGCAUCUUUUUAACUUUUUGAUCUCCUAAUAUUGUACAUACUGUUUAAAAACAAUACUGUUUAAUAUUCUUUCUGUACUACUUCCUUUUAACUUAUAGUUUUAUCUCUCUUUUUUUUUCCUGCAUUUUGUAUAUUUAAUAAAAGUGAAAACUUGAACUAGGUCUUUUAGACAUGCAGCCACAUCACACUAGAACGUCCCUUCUAUAUUAAAGCAUGUCAGAAAUCAGAUGCAGUAGUAGAAUUAUAGGCGUCUGUCUCAUCUCUCUACAUUCCACUUAGAAAAACUGGAUUCAACUGGCAUUUCCCCCUAAAAUCUAUGUAUCUAGGCAUUGAAUGCUUACAGUACUGAAGAAAAAUAAAUUAAAGAUGAUUGUAUGAUUUCUCAGUGUACAAUUAAACUAUUUACACAA
This is a messenger RNA of Carassius gibelio (silver crucian carp), 6173 nucleotides long. Its product is annotated as formin-like protein 2. NCBI's taxonomy places the organism in Eukaryota, Metazoa, Chordata, Actinopteri, Cypriniformes, Cyprinidae. Gene Ontology annotation, molecular function: small GTPase binding; actin filament binding. Gene Ontology annotation, cellular component: cytosol. Bases 275 to 3469 code for a protein of 1064 amino acids. Gene Ontology annotation, biological process: cell migration; regulation of cell shape; cortical actin cytoskeleton organization. The transcript is spliced from 28 exons. The record is from RefSeq and is a predicted model, not a curated record.